UACACUUCAAUUCAUCGAUCAGUAUAUUUACCCCAUACUUAUAGUUCUAUUCUAGAAGAUUUCUAGCUACAACAAAAAAUAAGAAAUACAGAAUAUAUCGAUCAUGGUGUUCUUGUAUGACUUCCUUGCCACCUUCAAUGAGAAAGAAAAAGGAGUAGUCGGAGAUGAUGCGGCCAUUGCCGCGGCGGUGUUUGAUUUUAUGGGUGUGGCGGCGGAGGCAGCCUCGGUCGAGAGCGUUUCCACCGAACUCUGCCUCUUUCUGUGCCCACCCCAGCCUUCCCUCACCAAGCUUAUCAAUCUUCCGGAUAAUGAAGAUGAAACCUUGACACUCCGGUUGUCUCCGCCGGAUUCUAACACCAGUACUCUGACCACUCGGAAAAGAAAGACGUCGUCUCCAUGCCUGGAGGCGACGCCCGGAUCCAAGCGGUCAAGAACUUCUAAGUGCUCUAAGAGUUCAGAAAAAAGAGAAGGCAGCGGAGACAGCGAGGUGCACCAGAACCCUUCUCCGAGAGCUGGGGCUCUCGGAGAAGGAGGCGGGGAAGGGCCGUGGGUGAAGAAGAUGCUGAGCGCGAGCGACGUGAACUCGUCGUCGCGGCUUUUGCUGCCGAAGGCCGAGAUCAUGGAUAGGUACGUGUUGCCUUCUCUGGACAAGGAGAAGGAGAGCGCCUGCCAUAGCGCGAUGGGGCUGAAAGUGAAGGUGACGGACAUGGACGACGGGAAGGAAUGCGUGCUAACCCUUUUGCAGUGGAAAAGCGGAAGCUUUGUGCUCACUAACAACUGGUCCGAGAAAUUUGUUAGACGGAGGCUUUUGAAGGAAGGAGACUCCAUUGAGCUGUGCUGGAAUGCUCAAAACCUGGAGUUUCUCUUCCGCAAAUCCACAAACACAGGAAACGCAGUUAAUAAUGUUCCUGGAUCGACUUGACGAUUACUAGUACGAAGUAUAAUUAGGCUUAGCUUUGUUGACCUUUUGUUCAAUUCUUUUAUUUCUUCUUUCAUUGGUAAAUUUUUCAAAAAAAAACAUGUCGCAGGAUUUAAUCGAAUAGUUUGGUCCUCGAAAUUUCAACAAAAAAUUCAAUCGGGAAGACAUUCAAAUGAAUUCUUGAAGAUAAUAGCGUUUUUAACGGCACAGUCAUCUUCAAUAAUUCAUUUGAAUGUCUUCCGGAUAGAAUUUUUAUCUGAAAUUUGGUAUGAGUAAACUAGACUUAAUGAAUAAG
Molecule: messenger RNA, 1214 nt
Organism: Cuscuta epithymum
Lineage: Eukaryota; Viridiplantae; Streptophyta; Magnoliopsida; Solanales; Convolvulaceae
Source: the annotation of a GenBank genome assembly